Columba livia (rock pigeon) is the source of this 1309-nucleotide messenger RNA. RefSeq names its product FAM3 metabolism regulating signaling molecule D (gene FAM3D). The transcript has 5 exons. Bases 309 to 1232 code for a protein of 307 amino acids. Lineage: Eukaryota; Metazoa; Chordata; Aves; Columbiformes; Columbidae. The record is from RefSeq and is a predicted model, not a curated record.
GUGCCCUCAAGAGCCCCUUUUCCAAGGCAAAGUCCCACCCUUCCAAAUGCAACGGAGUUUCAUUAUUGCACACAGCAGCAAUGUCCUUGGUGGGCUCUGCAAAUGCACAAACCCUCAACAAUCCCCCUGCCCCAGCAGAAACAGCCCUGGGCCACAGGCUACCGCAGGAAGAGGGUCACCGGCCUGUCCAGGCAGUGUGGCACAGGUCCCUACCCUGGCCAAGAAUGGGGAAACUCUGGGCAGAAAAGCCACCAGGGAUGGCCUUGAACAAGCGCCAGCUCUGAACAUUUGUGGCACACACCCCUCUGAUGGCCGUGCCAUCCCGCUGCUCACACCCAGAGCAGCACCUGCCAGCUCAUCCCACCCACCCCAGCCUCAGCACCAUAAACCUCAAACAAGAAGCCAGUCCCAGCCCCAGGACAAGCCUCCUUCAUGCAAGAAGCUGGUCCAGGUGUUGUCACGUUAUGGGGCACCGUGCCCCAGCACCAGCCCUGCUCAGCCCCUCCUGGACACAGCCGGUGUCCCCCCAUGGCUUGCAGCUCCGCUCCCCCCUCGCAGGCCAGCAGCCGCCCCGGCACAAGUGCGGGAACCAGAAGAGCUGCCCCCAGAACCAGUUCGCCUUCAAGAUCAUCAGUGGUGCCGCAAACGUGGUGGGACCCUCCAUCUGCUUCGAUGACGUGGUCCUCAUGAGCAGCGUGAAAAACAACGUUGGCCGAGGCCUGAACAUCGCACUGGUGAACGGAACAAGUGGGCAGCUCCUGAAAGUGCGUACGUUCGACAUGUACUCCGGAGACAUUAAACAAUUGGACACCUUCCUCCAAGAGAUCAAGUAUGGCACCAUGGUGCUGACAGCCAGCUACGAUGAUGCUGCCACAAAGAUGAAUGACAAAGUACGGGCACAUUUUGUGGGGCUGGGCAGCAGCCACGUGAACAAGCUGGGCUUCCGUGACAACUGGGUCUUUUUGGGAGCAAAAGGGCUGAAUAACAAGAGCCCCUUUGAAGAGGUACAUGGCCCUGCACUGCCACCAGCUCCAGAGGCUCCCAGCUUCUCCAUAGCACCUCCUGAGCCACAUCUCACGUGCCUUUCUGCAGAAGACAUGGGCCAGCAGCGUUAUCCCCCCACAUCGAGCCAAGCUGCAAGUUUUGCCACGUCUUGCAAAUUUGCACUGUGCCGCCAACCUCCUCGUUCAUUUAUCUCUUUUUUCUUUUUUCCUGCAGCACAUCAAAAAUAAUCAGAGAACAAAUAAAUAUGAGGGCUGGCCUGAGAUGCUGGAGAUGGAAGGCUGUGUCCCCAGGAAGAUGGAUUAAC